ACAAAGAUUUUAUUAAUUGAGUCUUUGUCUCACUAAACAGAUCUUCCUAUGCUCCCUGCAUCGCUACCAGGAAUUUGUGGCGGCACGAUGACUUUGACCGAUUCUAGAUCUUCCAUUAGCUUCUCUUCUCUUAUCUACGACAACGGCGAAUCGUCCGCAUCAUCGUUUGCAGCUGAAUGCACCAUGCACAUUAACAGUCAGUCGGGUCAGGAUGUCCAGGCAGUUCUGGAUGAUAUCCAGUUGAUCAAUGAGUACGUGCGAAUCUACGACCAUCCUUCAUCAAGCGAUACAGAGUUCUUGGUGACUACCUUAUACAGCACUGAACAGGCAAGGGCAACUGUGUUUUCAUCACAAGGCGGGCUGACCCUUGUGUAUUCUGCAAAUCAACUAACAUCGCAUGGUCGAGGGUUCCGGGCUGAAGUCAGUAUCUUGGAUGGUAUUCCAUAUGAAAGUGACGGACUCUGCGGGGGCGUUCUCUCUCUGUCGGAUUCUACACCAAACCAUACCUUCACCACUCCCCUUUACAAUAAUCCAUCAAUGGACAACGUUGAAAUCGAUUUCACACUCCACAUCCUGUCCCCCGAAGGAAAGCAGGUGCAACUGAUGUUCCUUGAUAUUUCGACAACCACGAGUGAGACUAUUUCAGUCUAUGAUUACCCACAAUCCUCUUCGCAGCGUUCCACCUAUAUCUCCGGAUCGGUCAAUGUCGAGGUGAUAGUCUAUUCAUCCGCUAAUGGACUGACUGUCGUCUAUCUGGAUAGCUCUGAUAAAUACAACGGCCGCGGUUUCAAAGCAGUUGCUAGCGUCAUUGAUGUGUCACCAUGGACUUUUCCGAGUUUUGCUGGUGGAACUAUCGAUUUGAUUGAAUCAAGACCGAAUGCGACCUUCUACACUCCUUUCUACUUCCCAUCGUCGAAUAAUGACGUGACCCUUGAUAUUCUAUUCCACAUCUUGUCUCCGGCGGGUAGCCAAGUCCUACUUUCCUUUAUUGAUAUUGCUACAACCUCGAACGAGAAGAUUUCUGUCUACGACCAUCCGUUUUCCAUGUCUACAGAGUAUAGGGUAGCUUAUAUCUACGGCCUACUCGACACAGGUGCCGCUUUUUUCUCAACGCAAGGUGGUUUUACAGUAGUGUACGAUGACAGCAGUAGCUCAAGCAAUGGUCCAGGAUUCCGUGCCGUAGCGAGAAUAUUAGAUAUCGUUCCUUCCGGUCAGUCAGCACUUUGUGGUGGAACUGUAGUGCUUGACCAAACAACACCUAAACUCAAUUUCUCGUCACCCCUGUAUGAUAGUCCAUCCUUUGUAGAUGUCCACGUCGACUGUAGAAUUCAUAUUACAAGCCCUGAAGGGAAGCAGGUACGACUUAACUUUAUUUACAUCUAUACAACUAUUAGUGAAAGUAUCUCUGUUUACGACCAUCCAUAUUUGUUGACAUCCCGUGUAGCCUUCUUCGUAGGGACCCUUACAGCGCCCUCAGCGGUGUACUCGUCUUCUGGAGGGUUAACCAUCACCUACGACGAUGGAAACGAUCUGUUCAACGGGCCCGGAUAUCUAGCUGAAGCAAGCGUUCUAGAUGGCCUUCCCGCCAAUGAGACUGGAUUCUGCGGCGGAACUAUGACUUUUACUGCGGAUUCACCAGUAGUCACCUUUGCCACGCCUAUGUAUGAUGAUCCCUCUACUUCCGAUAUCAACAUGGACUGCACCAUGCACUUUGUUGCUCCAUCUGGCAGUCAUAUCCAGCUCAUCUUCUCCAACUUUGUUACAACAACCUCAGAAGAGCUUGUUGUCUAUGACCAUCCUUCUAGUCAAUCAGCAAAUGCCGAAACAUCGCACCUUUGGGGACCUUUGAACUCCAGAGUUGCCUUCCUCUCGAGUCAAGAAGGAUUAACUCUCAAUUACAUAGACGGGAGUAACUCAUUCAAUGGACCCGGUUUUAAAGCCGAGGUUCGGCUUUUAGGUAGUGUAUGCAACGGUUCAUGA
Messenger RNA from Lytechinus variegatus (green sea urchin), 1980 nucleotides. RefSeq lists its product as uncharacterized. NCBI's taxonomy places the organism in Eukaryota, Metazoa, Echinodermata, Echinoidea, Temnopleuroida, Toxopneustidae. Gene Ontology annotation, biological process: negative regulation of inflammatory response. The coding region runs from base 49 to 1980 and encodes 643 amino acids. The transcript is spliced from 5 exons. The record is from RefSeq and is a predicted model, not a curated record.